GCCAGCCAGCCAAGAAGCAGCAACAGCAUCAUCAUCACCAUCAUCUUCUCGAUCUUCAAAAAGGAGAGAGAGAGAGAACAAGUGAAGAGAGCCAAACUCCGUCCCAGCAAGAUGCCCUGCAGUGCGGUAACGCUGUCGCUCGCGACGAUAUCCGCCAUCAUCGCCGUUGCCCUGUUGGCAAUCGCCUUCUCCACCGACAACUGGCAGAGCUAUGAAGUGAAGCGAACCAACAUACAGAACUUUAUUGCGAAACAUCCCGAUGCAGCUGCACUGACGGACAGCUUCAACAAUCGACUCAUCUACUACACGCGGACGCGCGGCCUGUUCCGGUACUGCUACCCGAAGGAACGUCCUCCAGCGUCGUCCGUGCAAAUCUACCUGUCGCCGGUCGAAACCCACUGCUCGAACAUCGACUACUUCCCCGCGAACGAAGAGCACAAGGAGUCGGACUCGUUCACCGAUGACAUCAUGACCCGACUGCAUCUGGCACGCUCCGUCAUUGCUGCCUUCAUCCUGAGCUUCGUCGUCAUCUUCUGUGCCUUCUGGACUGGCCUGUCCGGAUGCUGGAAGCGUUCGGCCGGUGCAAUUACGGCGACCGCCAUCCUUAUGCUCACCGCCUGCCUGCUCGCCGCCGGUGCGAUGGGCCUGUGGCACACGGUUGAGUUCUUCGAGAAGGAAAAGGUCGUCGGCGAAGAGUACUACCAGCAGUGGAAUACUGUCCUUCGAGACAACACUCGUCUGUCGUACGACUGGUCGUACAUUGUGGCCUGGGCCGGUGUGGCCUGCAGCCUGCUGGCAUCGAUCCUGCUGUCCGGUGCGGCCGUCUGCCUGCGGGGCGAGCGCGAAAAGGAAGAGCAGCUCAACCUGCAGUACCUGAUGCCCGUGUAUCCCCAAAAGCAGCCCCCCUACCCGUACGGUGGUUUCCCCCAGCCCCAGCUCUAUCCGCAGCCAUACUACCACGGAUCGCAGUACGGACCGUACAACUAUUGAGUAAACCCCCUUUUCCCAAAACACCGCGAAACACCGCGAGUGGUGCGCGAGCAACAGGCGUGAUGUGCAGAGGCCGUGCUGCACAUUAAUGCUGCGCUCUGUGCCACAGUAGAGAAAACAAAACAAAAUGCAGUGCUAAAAAAACAGGAGACUUUAAGAGAGAUAGAUAGAUCGAGCGAGAGCUCGAAACGGAACAACAGCACACAAGACACAUUCUGAAAGCUUUUUCGAACGGCAUACACUUUUGAGACCGGAGCGCAGUUGCGUGCGGAUAUUGGGCGCAAAUCUGGCGGUUUGCGCAAAUGCGUGUAAGGUUGUGCCACAGCAGCCCGAAACGCGAAAUCGAAUCUAGUUGCGCUGGCAUUCUCGUUUCUCACGCACUGUCGUAACAGUGCGCGAAUGUUACAGCGUGGUAGCGUGUGGUCGUGAAAAGGAUUUUUACUCAAUACUCUCCAAUCCCACCAAGCAUAUGGCACCUCUUUCCUGGUAUAAUUCUCCCCCCGCCCGUUCCAUUCUAAACUGUUCUAUAUGUCUUCCGUAACCGGCGAGCUGUAUCGUCACCGAACGCAAUGAACAUAAUUUGGCGAUGGUUCGAUUUUCCGAACGAAGUAACCCAACAAUAACAAGAUUCGACCGCACCUUUACCACCACCCGUAUGCCAUCCGCUCCUCCAUGUGUACUAAUGAAUUGUAAUAAUCUCUGGACUGGUUUUGCAGUUGUCGUUUUUUUUUUUUUUUUUAAUGCCGUAUAGUAGUAUCCUCCUAACGUUCAUUUCAAUCUGCAAACGACUCACAUUGCAAUCUUAACGAUUUCCUCAAAUGCGAUCCACAAGUCCAACUUUCCAUGCGCGUUUCAGUGAACGUCUAUCGUAAGCUAAUGAUGAAAAUCAACCUCCCCUACUCUUGUUCCCUUUUUUUAACGUCUUGUUAGAGCAAGCUCUAUUCAUCCAGUUAGACUAUAGUUUGAACGAAACGAAUUGCCCCGUGCGCACGUGCGUUGGGUAUGUUUCUUUCUGUAUUAUGAUGCGGAUAUGCGUAGAGAUAAUGUUUAGUAGUAGUAGUAUUUACUGUUUGUACUAAGUAAAGCAGCGAUUCGGAGAGAGACAGAGAGAGAACGGAGAGAAUUAUAGGAGUUUCAGGCCGAGUAAAUUUAGUAGCUGGUAGAGCAGACAGUUGGGAAAUAAAGUGCAUUCCAUGGAAGACAGUACUGAAGGUGUGAAGGGAAUGCAAGCCAACUUAUAGUGUACUUUAUAACGAUGCAGAGCGGGAGGGAGCGAGAGUCUGUGCGAGUGCGGUGGCUAAUCGAGAAUGAAAAAUAAAGUUUAGAAUUUUUUAUUUUUAAC
Messenger RNA from Anopheles merus, 2332 nucleotides. Its product is annotated as transmembrane protein 235. The transcript has 6 exons. Gene Ontology annotation, cellular component: membrane. The record is from RefSeq and is a predicted model, not a curated record. Lineage: Eukaryota; Metazoa; Arthropoda; Insecta; Diptera; Culicidae. The coding region runs from base 112 to 990 and encodes 292 amino acids.